Molecule: messenger RNA, 6292 nt
Organism: Dermacentor albipictus
Lineage: Eukaryota; Metazoa; Arthropoda; Arachnida; Ixodida; Ixodidae
Source: RefSeq, a predicted model, not a curated record
GCCGAGUGGAAGCGCUGUAGUGGCACGCGUAGUACGGCGACAGUGAGUGCUCCGGUACACGUGAGUGUGCUACUGUGUUCGUGCGCAGAUUAGGCCCGGCUGCAUUGAGACUCCCGCCGCAUCGUUCUCGGACAAGAUGCGGGCCGCACGUGUGCCCGAGACGGCCUGCCUCCUGGUCAUCGUCCUCCUGGCCGCUGUGUUCUUCCUCGUGGCAGAAUGUCACGGCACCGAGAGUAGCAGCAGCGUGAGCUCCGACGGCACCUUGCAACCGUGGCACAGCAACGCCUCGUCGCCAGACGGCCGCACGUUCACUAACUCCCAGGUGCUGGCCUUCAACGUGUCCAACUUCGUCGCCGUCAUGUUCAUCAAGGCGCUGCUCGUGGCACUGGGUCUCGCCACGGGAUUCAGCGGAUUCGGCCUCUACACGGCCAGGCGCACCGACCCGCCCGAGUUCGCGCUGCAGUACCGGCCCGGGCCGCCGUCGCAAGCGGUGCACGAGCCUCAGGAUCACGGACACGUGCGGUGGGCGACCACAUACCUGACUUCCCUGAACACAGGCGACUACCGGUGCCUCAAGAGGAUUGCAUGUGAACAGCCUGAAAGGGCCCGUUUCUAUGCCAGUCUAAAGGACACGAUCGUGGCCGCACUCAGGAUGAUGCCAUGGAUGUUCCCUCACAACCCCAACCACGACAAAAUCACAGAGGAAGUGAGGCUGGCUGCACGCAUGGGAACAAGGUACCAUCAACUCUGCCGCAUCAAGUUCCCGUGCAGAAGCCUCCCAUCACAAAGAUGACAUCGAGAGCGUUCCUAACCUUUUUUUUACACAUGCAAUGCAAAUACUCCAAACACAGCUCACAAUGCUUAUACUUCAUAUGCACAUCAUCAUGUAGAUGAUGCAAUCGUUUUAUAAUAGGUUAAUUCUGUCACAACAUCUCACUCACUGCUUGCUUAUAAAAGGAAGCCGUCAAUUUAAAAAGAAGGGUAGAUGCUUAGUGUAGCUCAGUGUAGCUCAGAGCUUUUAGGUUUUACUUUCCUCGCUGCCCUUGUUUUGUGUAGGCGGUAAAAGCCAGGGAAAAAAAAGUUCAAUGAGUCAUGAAAAGCUAAAGGAAGCUUUUCUGUACUGCUAAGAUUACAGUGUCAGCUGCCUGACUGCUAUGUCGCUGCCUCCCGCGCUCAACGAGCAAAUACUAUAAACCUUCCUCUGGAGAAUUUUAGCCAAAUUCUGUGGCGUAAACCGCCGUGUGGCAGUCAGCGGAGAAGACUGCCCCUUAACAUGGCCUUUGAAAUUGAUUGGGUUUAGCACUGACGAAGCAAAAGAGGGCUAUGAGAGAUGCCAUUGUGGAGGGGGGGGUGGCUCUGGACUGACUUUGACCAACCCACAUCCUUCAGCGUGCACUCAAUACAUGGUACGCACGAGCAUUUUUUUGCAUACCGCCAUUACAGUUAAACCUCAAUAUAACAAACUCGGAUAUGACGAACUAAAACUAAUAUCUGUCCUGCCAAUAUAAGCAUGACACGCAUAUGUGCUUAUAACGAAUAUCGGAUAUGACGAACGUAUGUUUGCGUAGGGUGCGACUUUGUUUUGACAAGGCUCGACUGCAUAAUGCAGCUGCCGCAGCCGGGACUCGAACCCACGACCUUACGCUCGGCAGCGGAAUGCCACAGCUGCUGAGGCUAAUCUGGCAACUUAUAGUUAGUAUAAUCUAACUACACAACUUCCGGCAUAGAAGCCAUAUUGCAUUUGAACAUGUUUAGUUGUUUGCCGCAGCAGCACGUGUGACAGAAUCGGCCAAGGCACACGACAAGGCAACGCGGAAGGCAUUGUGUAUCCACGAAGCUCCAGAGCAAAGUUAAAAAAAAACAUCAACCAGUACAUAAUCUGCUUAUGAGAAUAACGACACUGCAAACAUUCAGCCUGUGUUAAAUUGUUCUAGUCCAUCCAAGAGCAGAACUCCCCGUGCAAAUGGCAUCAAGGGAGCGGCCCUGGAAGUGGCUUUCCCUGCACCUCAUGAAGUCAGCUUGACUGGCGUAAUGCAAUGCCACCCAUAUAUACAGAUAUAUAUACUAUGUUAACGUUAAUACACACCUAAUGAAACAAAUGAGCAUGGUUGUUACAUUUGUGAUCAACAAACCAUUACUUGACAAUGCUUGUGCAUCAAGUACUUUAAGAACAUUCACUGAACAGUAUUGUUAGUACGUGCACCUCUUCAACACCAUUAAUGAUGAACCACAGCUAUGGCAAACAUAUGUGGCUGAAUAGAGAAAUUUAAUGCUGCAAAAGCAGCUUAAACAGACUAUUGCAGGUGAAAUCAGUGUCACAAACGAAUAAAUUCAUUUUCAUCAAGCCAUAGAUUAUGACUCGCAAUAACUGUAAAAUGGGGAACGAAAUGAAAUACAAGAGCAUUUCUUUCUGUGCUUUAGGAAAUGUGUUCAGGCACAAAUGAAAUUUCAAGUCGAAUGUAUAUAUGUGAAUAAAUGUGCACUGUGAAAGAAACUGUCUUAGAUCUCUUCCUUAUGCUGCUGUAAACACAGACUGGCACAGACUGGCAAUGGCACAGUUGGAGUUUUGCAUUUAAAGACAGUUUUAGCCGAGGCCCAUCCCGAUUCCCUUUUUAAAUGUAUGUUCAAUGCAGAAAUGCUACUAUUAGAGAACCACUGAACUUAUAUGAAUGAAGGGUGUUGUGCAUAAAAGAGAAAAGCACAAUUACUGACUGGCAGGAGUGGAUUUUUUAUUUGCAUUCUUAAGUAUCUAGUCAAAAUACCGUAGCUGAACAUGAAAGACUUAGAAAAAUAAAAAUUUAACCUCCGAAGUCCCAAUGUCAAUAAUUUCACAAUGGAAACAGCCAUUGCAGUCCUGUGAACAGCAGUCAAGACCACCAAAUAUAAUGUGUCAGUUUACAAUUUAUUUUAAAUGGUUAUUCUGUACACAUGUAUCCUGUUAAGGCCCCAAUAGUAUUGGACAUGAGCAGUCAUUGUAUCAUCACAGCUGCGCUUCAGUUAUGUGCAGUGCCUACACAAGCAAUGCUCUCAGUAAACAAUUGUUUCUUCCUGUUCUGGCCAAAAUGCUAUGAGCAUCAUGUUUGUUGUAACAUGGCAUCAGAAGCGGGAUAUAGACACCAUGUCACCGGGAAGAACCAAUUGCAUGUCGAGAGCAGUCCUUAGGUACUCGGGAGACAGCAUGCCAUCAGUACUGCACAUGACUGAUGCGCAGCUGUGCCAAUACGAUGACUAGAUGUGUGCAAUACACUAUUCACAAACUGUUGCUUUAUGCCACUCCCCAAUGUGAUACACAAUUUUGUCUGCUUUAGACAUCCUAAUUAUUAUGAUCAUUAAUUAAGAUGUAAUUUAGAGAAAUGAAAUAUGUAUCUUUUCAUUGUGGGGUUGCCCAGAGUGCAUUCUUAAAUGUAACGCUUCCAAUUUUUUUUUAAAUACCCAAUUAAAAAAAAAAUUGUCAAGAACCUGAGCACCUGAAUAAAAAAUGUGCUCCCAGCAGUCUAUCUGACCUUAUCUUUCAGAUUCAACAAAUUUGUUCAAAUUUGCUCAGCAGUUACCUAAUAAAAGUGUUUCUGCAUUUGACAUGUUCUUGAAAAGGAGCGGUAAGAGCUAAGAUAUCAUCCUGAUGAAGUGUGUUAAAUGUGUGGCAAAGAUAGAAACGCAGUCACGCUUAUUCAAAGCUUGGCAAUUUACAAUCUUUAGAUACGCAAAGUACACCACAGGUUUUCAGAAAUAAACGAAUACCACAAUAUGUAUUUAAUACAGUUUUCUCUCACUAGAUAGUUCAUGUCAACAUGUAGCAGCAUGCACUAAAUUAUACUGCCACAAUCCAAACAGUACAUAAAAGAGCAUUUGAAGCGACGUCUACCUAUUUGUAUGGCACUGGAUACAUGCAAACGAGCUUUAAAUGUAGGCUUCAACAAAACAAAUGACACAGAACAGGCCCCAACACUGGGAAGUCAACAAAGUACCCGUAGAUAAUAACAAAAUACUACAAGGCAGCUAAUUCGUAUCGCCUACAAAUGCAGCAUCCUACAUACUUGAAAAGCAGCUACAGUCAAACCGCAAUAUAACGAAGUUGUACUUGCAAUGAAAACCUUUGUUAAAAUACAAAUUUCAUUAAUUUGAGGUUUUUAAAAGCUUCAGCAGUAAAAACAACUUCACAAAUUCCCAGAGCGCAUCUAGUUGACAGUACUGUGUCACUAAACACUUAUAAACAAAUCGCAAGAAGGUCAGGCCAUAAUAGUAUGGCUGUGAGCGCCAGCAUGCGCGGUGAAGAUCGCGCCGAGAGCAAUGCAUCUACGACGCUCGCAGCGUUCGAAAUUUGCGUGUGUUGCGUCGCGUGGCGCCAUAAAUCUUCAAUGCCACGGCUGAACGCGCUUAGUGACCCGCAGCUGCCAUGAGAUGGUGCUCACAAAUUAAAAACAGAAGUGUAAAAAAAGAUAAGAACAUUCGUCCCGAACAAAAAGGAAUAAAAAACGCCACAGUUUUGCCAGAAAGCUAGGCUGAGCACUGAUAGCGAUAGCAAAGAGACAACUACACGAAGUAAGGUUCGUAAAUUUAUCAAUGUUGCACACCGCUCAGGUAAACAAAGUGGCGUAACAUAUCUCACUCGAUGACCACGAACUCGUUGUCACAACGCGACCAAAUGCUUCGCACGGCAUCUCGAAAAUUUGAGAUUACGCGACCACCAACACUACAAUGCAUGAGCACAAUGCACAUCAAAGCUCCAAGUUCCUCGGCCACAUGGCCCGCGUGUGAGGAAGAGACGCGUGCACUAUGGGGAGAGAGCAAAUAGGCGCACAUUCCUGUGUCCGCACCCCCUCCCCCCCCCCUGCAGCACCAGCUUUCGUGUUUCUCCGAGCACUGUGAGCUGGCAUGCACCCACAUGGCCUCUGCAAGCUGUUUACCAAUGCUACAACUGAUGCAGCGGCAUUUGCUGCUUACAGCAUCUUGAUGCACGCAUUUCGACGGCUUUUUUGCCGCUCAAACUUUUCACGCAGAAGGACACUUGAAAUAACUUUUGCCUCGGCUGACAUUUUUACACUUUUCUUGCUACAUUUACUAGCCAUACAGGGUCCAAAUACAUGCUUGAAAUGGUCGUUAAAUCGGGGGGAAAAUGCACAGUUUUCAAUGGAACUAAGCUCGGGAAAUCAAAGUAGUUCAUCACAUUGCAAAUUUCGUUAUAUUGAGGUUUGACUGAAUAUAAUUUCUUAAUACCUAAAAUUUAUAUAAUAGUAUUGUACACACUACAACACACUACACUCUUAAAUAUGAAACAUAGUCGUAACACGCAUAUAGACAACAUCUGAAUGAUCUGGAUGACGUCGUUAUCCCAGCCGACCUAGAAUUUUGCCCAUGUAGGGCAUCACUAUGACUAAGAGCAUGUGAACAAAAACUAACAUGGAUAACGCUUUAGCAAGCACUUUCUUCGGCCAUUGUGAGAACCAUCUAAGUCCACGAGUGCAAUAAUAACUUUUUGAUUCUAUGUACAGGUUGUCUAUGCAGAGAACUGAGAUUGAGUGAUAGCCUUGGCAAGGCUGCUACCUGAUUCUGUUCCAUGCUACAUAAGCAACAGGCCGCCACAACUUUACAGAAGAACCUAUCUGACAAGGGAGAAUACAUAUUUGCUAAUUCAAAGUAAAGCCAAAAUAGAAAAAGAAAGAUAACGCCAUACACAACUUGCCAUUUCAGAAGUGUUAUGUGCCACAUCUCUUCAUUCUUACUGCAAACAUGGAAUCUGACAAUUCACAGAGAAGUACAUGCGAUUGCGCUAAACAACAGAAUUCAGAUUACGAAGUAUUGCUGCACAGAUCAACAUGUAAUGUAGGGUAAGACUUGAAGAUGUGAAGGCAGCAGUACCUUUAUGUAUCAUGCGAGCACCCAAAUUGGCAUGGAUCAGUGCAAAUAGAGGAAAAGUAGACUCUACCACAGCCUUGCAUGGCUACGCACACCAGAAAAAUAUACGGUGGCAUGCCAUGAUAGAUUGUGCAAAGCCUUUGGCGAGGCUAUCGAGUGAUGCGGUGGCCGACCUGUGCCAGGAAGCAAUUAGAAUGGCUUUGGUCUGACCUAAAGUUAGUUACCCACUACGAUUUUCAGCAUGGGGACACCUAGGAAAGAUGCAUGACAUACUGCAGGACUGUGCGUUUUUAGUGCAUUCUGCCUUUUCUCUAAUGAGCCGACCCAGCAAUACGAGAAGACGGGGUCAAUGCCUGACGUAGAGAUAUAUUGGUCAUACAUUUUUGGCCAUGUUGACCCCACAGAACACGAGUAUGGGGAUGCCAAGGAAAAAAAGAAA